AUGUUGGUAACCGGAUUCAAUCCAAACAGAACAGUCCUGGGGAGCUUGUCGUCGUUAUGGGGGUCGAGUAGAGAUCCUGUCCUUGAGAAACAGAAGCGGGGAAGAGAUUCUAAGUUAUCUCAGACUUCCACACAAGGGAAGCUGAGAAAUGAAACCACGGAAGCGGGCGAAGUCUCUGAAAGAAGAGGGUUCAUCGGAAAGGAAGCAAAAGCGCCGGAGAAAAUUCAAAAAAUUCAAAAACCAGCGGCGGGGCGCGGUUUUCAAAAAAGAGGUUGCGGCGGAGGAGCGGCGGGGCUCUGGAAGCAAGAAAGUGGUUGCGGAGGGGCUGACACACGCGGGAAAGAGUUAAUGCUCAUCGGGAACCGUGCAUGGGAGAGAAACUCUUUCUCAAAAGAUGGUAACUAA
Molecule: messenger RNA, 405 nt
Organism: Microthlaspi erraticum
Lineage: Eukaryota; Viridiplantae; Streptophyta; Magnoliopsida; Brassicales; Brassicaceae
Source: the annotation of a GenBank genome assembly